Corticium candelabrum is the source of this 656-nucleotide messenger RNA. RefSeq lists its product as uncharacterized. Lineage: Eukaryota; Metazoa; Porifera; Homoscleromorpha; Homosclerophorida; Plakinidae. The record is from RefSeq and is a predicted model, not a curated record. The coding region runs from base 60 to 446 and encodes 128 amino acids. The transcript has a single exon.
UUGAGCAACUAACCCAGUUGCGUAACAACAUUGUAGUUGGAUUUCUUGUCAUCAACAUAAUGUGGAUCAUUGUCAUCACGUUGUUGGGCUACCAUGCCAAACUUACCGUUUUGCGAACGAACGCACUCGGACUAGCGUUCCUCAUCGUGUACGGCUCGAUUUUCUGCAUCCAAUUCCUUGCUCUUAUAUGGCACCGUCUGAUCACCAUUAUUCAACUAGUGGCUCGAGGAGUCGAGAGCGGUACUCAAAAAAACCUUUGUACAGAGGGCAACCUUAGUGUUCAAGUGAUGAGAAAUGAGGACAUCGAGGCGUCAGUCAACUGUCAUGAUGGAGAUGUAGUUGAUGGCGGAAUACGCAGCACAAGCAAGAGGGUAAAGAAGAGGCAAGACAAUAAUGAAAGGCAGCCGUUACUGAGUGCAUCCAACCGCAGCCAUGAACACAGUUGAAUAAACGAGUAAUAGUAUCUGCAAGAUAAAAGCUGCGGUAUGGAAUCAACCAACAAAGUCUUUGACAAUUUUGUGAGCUAAGAGUCAGUUUCAUUGGGUUUUUUAAGCAUGUUUAUACAGUCUGUGUGCUUAUAUUUCCAUUGGUUAGCACUAGUACUAAAUACAUAACGUUCCAUUUUUAAUGCAUAUAAUAUAUUAUUUGAUGUUGUA